Symsagittifera roscoffensis is the source of this 594-nucleotide messenger RNA. RefSeq lists its product as uncharacterized. Bases 1 to 594 code for a protein of 197 amino acids. The transcript has 4 exons. Gene Ontology annotation, molecular function: GTP binding; GTPase activity. The record is from RefSeq and is a predicted model, not a curated record. Gene Ontology annotation, biological process: vesicle-mediated transport. Lineage: Eukaryota; Metazoa; Xenacoelomorpha; Acoela; Convolutidae.
AUGUCCAAGUCGAGCCCCGCUAAUUGCAUGUUCAAGGUCAUAGUGGUGGGAGAUAGCGGAGUGGGAAAGACGAACCUCUUACUCAGGUACACAAAAGAUGAGUUCAAAGAAAAUCCUGCCUGCACGUUGGGAGCAGAAUUGAGCAGAGUUGAAAAAAAUAUAGACGAUGAUCACGUGAUUGUCGAUUUGUGGGACACUGCAGGACAGGAAAAGUUCAAGAGUUUGACCAAAAUCUACUGCCGAGGAGCUCAUGGAGUCAUAUUAGUGUACGACAUCUCAAAUCAUCACUCGUUCGAACAACUCGAGUCCUGGUUCCAGACCCCCUCUGACAAAGGUGUGGAAAAAUCCAGAAAGCAUUUGCAGGACAACGGUCUUCUGGCAUUGCCGUUUGAUAAGGGGGUGGGUUUUUGUGUAAUAAAAAAGGAGACACAUGAGAAAAAACUGAAACAUUUAUUACAGGCAGAACAAUUUAGUGAGAGGAAGAAUCUGACAGACAGCGUGAUUAUGGAAAUUGAAAAAGAUAUAAACAAAGAAUUACUCGCCAUGAAAAAGAAGGACGAGAUUAGCGAAGCGCUGUAUACUAGGUUGAGAUAA